This is a messenger RNA of Penicillium arizonense, 1989 nucleotides long. RefSeq names its product LysM peptidoglycan-binding domain-containing protein. The transcript has 10 exons. Bases 1 to 1989 code for a protein of 662 amino acids. NCBI's taxonomy places the organism in Eukaryota, Fungi, Ascomycota, Eurotiomycetes, Eurotiales, Aspergillaceae. The record is from RefSeq and is a predicted model, not a curated record.
AUGAAACUCCCUAUCAGCCUUCCUUCUUUGGUCCUCUUGGUGAGCCUAGCAACUGCACCUGUAUACUCUGUACAGCUUUGGAAUUCGUCCAGUGCCCUCCCCGAUAGCAUUCCUCUGGAAUGUCGGAACGCAUUGAGCACAAACAUUACCUGUCCUCAGCUAGUGUCCCCCAAUAAGGUCACACAGCAGGUGCUUUACAGUCCGGCGGACCUUACCAAGCUCUGUGGGAACACUACACUAAGUUAUGGAAGUACGAAUACGACGGGUACUCAGCUGGUAGACCCUCUAGUUUGGGCGCAUAAUGUUACUUGCCUUCAGAAUUCAAAGGGAUUUUGCAAUCCUCAGAUGUUCAAUUCAUCGUCCAGCCUCGACGCAUGCUCUGAUUGUGUCCUCUCAUACGUUUCUCACAUGCUUGAAUCCGACUACGGCCGUGUCAGAUUUCGUGACAAGAGCUUCUCGAGUCAGCUUUCGUCGUGUGGUGUGCCUGCCACCAAGUAUCCAUAUACGACCCCUACCUCGGCUCCUAUUUCAUCGAGCACAGUCUCUACUUCAGUCUCACCAACGACUACGGGCCAAGUCUGCAAUGGUGAUAGCUUCACUGUUAGCAAAGAUGACACUUGCAAGUCGAUUGCUGAGGCCAAUUCAAUCCCGUACGGCACUUUCCUCGCCGAUAAUGGGAUUGACCAAAACUGCACAACCUUGAAGACCGGAUCAGAGGUGUGUCUGUCACCAGCUUGCACUCUUUACACGGUGAAAGAAGGAGAUACCUGCAAGAGCAUCCUUCAAGGGAAGGGUUUCUAUAAAAACCAGCUGUUGUCUUGGAACCCGACACUUCGCACAAACUGCGAUAACCUCAAGACUAUGGUUGACCAGGGUAUCUGCAUUUCCCCACCAGGAAGCUCGGAAUGGGACGUUGUGACGACCAACCGAACCUCCACCAUGACAUUCACUAUGUUCACCGGUGACUGGGAAACUGGCCCACCGCCAACUCCGGUGACGGAGUCCCCAACAUACACUGCUCUUCCGACCAAUUUUACUUCUAUCACAAGUACAGUCACAAUCAACCAAACAGCACAAAGCAUAAUUGGCGAGUACUCCAAGUACUGCCCCAUUUCAGAUGAAGACUACGAGGACGGCUUCCAGUGGGAAGACCUUUCGGACAGCUGCCAGGAUCUGCUUGAUCCAUACUGUAAUCCGGAUAUCGACUCUGCCUCGCCUAAAUCAACAAAUUUCCCAGGCUCUUGUACACCAACCCCAGUCUCUGCCACUACGACUGGAACCUCAACACCAACCCCAUCGCCAACACUUCCUGGUACAGCCUCUAAGUGUAGUCAAUUCUACUACGUCGUCACGAACGACACCUGUCCUGCGAUAGUCGAGGAGUAUGGCAUUACGCUGAAAGAUUUCUAUUCCUGGAACCCUGGCGUCGGAUCCGACUGCCGGACUCUAAAAACAGAAUACUAUGUUUGCGUUGCUGUUUCCGGUGGCUCGAACACGACCACUACAAGUCGUUCCUCGACAACUACUACAACUGGUAGUGCAAACCCGUCACCAACUCAGAAUGGUGUUGCAUCCAACUGCGAUGAGUGGCAUUAUGUCAAAGAUGGCGACGGAUGUUUCGACCUGUCAAAGACGUAUGAUAUCACACUUGACGACUUCUAUUCCUGGAAUCCUGCCGUUGGCGAUGGUUGUAAAAAUCUCAACACAGAAUAUUAUGUCUGUGUGGGCGUAAACGGUGGCACGGCUCCAUCUACGACUACUCAAAAGCCUACGUCUACCGGGGAUGGCACCACCACCAAUCCCACUGAGACUCUGCCAGGAACCAUUGAUACGUGUAAGAAGUAUUACAAGGUUGCGAAUGGUGAUGGGUGCUAUGACAUCGCCGCAGCCCAUGAUAUAACUCUGAACAAUUUCUAUUCCUGGAAUCCGAGUGUCAAAGAUGAUUGCAGUGGGCUCAAGUUCGAUAGUUACGUCUGUGUGGGAAUCUAG